AUGAGGUUUGGUCCGGAAACCAACAGUUCUGCCUGGUCAACCGCUUUGGCGUGCUUGUGGACGUCGAGCAAGUCGACAAGUUACGGAAGAAGUUCGUGGAGCUGA
Molecule: messenger RNA, 105 nt
Organism: Linum tenue
Lineage: Eukaryota; Viridiplantae; Streptophyta; Magnoliopsida; Malpighiales; Linaceae
Source: the annotation of a GenBank genome assembly